GCCUGAGUCGGGCCGGGCGCUAGGACCGCGGCGGCGGCUGCAGCAGAGCCGUGCAUAAAUUCGGGGCUGGCGCGAGGCCGCUUGCAGUCGCACGAGGAGGGUAAACAAGGGCGGGAGGGGCGAGUGCGAGUGGGGCGAGUGCGAGUGGGGCGGCUCCUGCCCGGCGCCCUCCCUGGCCCCCCGCUGGCCAGCCCAGCCCAGCCUUGCAGAACGAGCCCCAGGCCCGGCCGCGGCGCGCAGGAUCGUUGCGCCGCCGGUGCUUGCCAGUGCGCGGAGCCGCCUGGAUCCCUUGCAGCCUCGGGAGAAGGCAGGGCCGCCCGCCUCGGCCGCAGGAGCAAGAGGAGAAGGCUUCGCAGGCAGGUCCAAGGAGAGCGUAAGAAAGAGGACCUGGCCUAAAUCUCUGUCACCUGGAAGGUAGAAAGGAAUCCUGUGCCAGCCUGAGAGUGAGGGCACUUGAGACCUUGCACCCCUUCUCUGGAUGGCUGAGCUGCUUAUCGAUAUGCUUGCAAGAAAAUGAAGAGGAUAAUUAAAAGGAGUAGAAACAAAAGAGGCAGAAUCUGGACAGGAAGUGUUGCUCUCUGAACCUCUCUGUCUCGAUGCUUCAGAAGGGCUUUUCGGUGUUACAAAAUCCAAACUGUGAGCCAUCUUUUCAGGGAAACCCCCAAAGAUAGUCUCUCUUGCUGGGUGCAUGAGACUGGGUUGUGUGUUUCCUACACACACACACACACACACACACACACGCUCUUGAGAAGAGAACUCCUUCCUGAAUCUGCAGACCAUGAAGUGAAUCUGUGGUGCCCCAUUCGUGCCAUUGGCUCCUCUGUCUCCUGGGCACCAGUGCAGAGGCCUCUCUUGCACCUGGUGUGCGUCUCUCUCUCUCUCUGCCUUUGUGCACAAUAUGCAGAAAAGUUUUUGGAGCAGCCUUGGGAGUGGUGCAAGUAGGUGCUAAACGAGCCAAGGUGGUACAGUUGAUCACUAAUGAGAAACUCCAUGCUGCUUGUAAGAAUACCUGUGGAGCCACUCUUGUAUCCGUCGCUUUAGCAAAAGCCAGCAGUAGUUGUUCCUCCUGAGAAGCACUGUGUGGCGCGAGGGGCUGGACGUAUGCACGUGGAGAUCUCUGGGCAGCUGGCAUGAUCAGGGGUUGGGCAGAGGGCUUUGUCUCCUGGGCCGCCCCUUGACUGGCUCACGAUGGAGCUCACUGCCUUCUCUGACGUCCACUUGUGCGGCUACCUGCGGAAGCAGAAGUCCCAUCGCCGCCGGUACUUUGUGCUGCGCUGUGCGAGCGAGCGAGGGCCGCCUCGCCUCGAGUGCUACGAGAAUGAAAAGAAGUUCCGCGCGGGGGGUCUCUGCUCACGCCCCAAAAGAAUUUACCUCCUGGCCAGUGUGCUCAACAUUAACAAGCGUGCGGAUGCCCGCCACAGGUACCUCAUUGUCCUCUAUGGGCGCGAUGGCACCUUUGGGGUGGCAGCGGAAGAUGCUGAUCAGCAGCAGAUGUGGUACGCGGCAAUGGUCGAGCUGCACGGCAAGGGAAAAGUGUCCUCCGAUGGCAACCGAGACACUGUGGUCCCCGGCCCAGCCUUCAAAGAGGUCUGGCAGGUCAGCCUACGCCCCCGAGGUUUGGGACACACCAAAAACCUCGCCGGCGCCUACCUCUUGUGCCUGACAGAGAAGACCAUCAACUUUGUGAAGCUGAACUCCGACGUGGCCGCUGUGGUCCUUCAGCUGCUGAACGUCCGCCGCUGCGGCCACUCGGAGAACUACUUCUUCAUGGAGGUCGGCCGCUCGGCGGUGACAGGCCCUGGGGAGCUGUGGAUGCAAGUGGAGGAUCUUGUGGUGGCGCAGAACAUGCACGAAACGAUCCUGGAGGCCAUGAAGGCCUUGAGUGACGAGUUCCGUGUCCGCAGCAAGAGCGAGUCGCUGGCGUCCACACCCAUCUCGGUGCCCCCUCGUCGACAGCACCUUAGCAAUCCGCCGCCCAGCCAGGGUGCUUUCCCCUGGAGACCCCUCCCAGACGGCACGCCCUCCUUGAAGAGGAGCCCCAUAGCCCUGGGGCAGAAAGGGUCGGGCCCCAGAAAGCCAGACUCCUUGAGUGAUUACAGUGCCAUCUCAUCGGAUGAAGGCGGGUCCAGCCCAGGGGAGUCGCGUCCCCCAAGCACUCCUGACCCGCUGAGUUACAUGCUGGUGGGGGGUGAAUUGGACUAUAUUAGCAUGGGCAAGUUGGCGUCUUCAAAUGGGCACUGCCUGGCCAAAUGGGCAUUGGGGGCAGGGACCAACAAGCGGGCAUCUCUCCCGCCGAUGGCACUGGAUAAAGAUACGCCCAGCUUGCCCCGGAAAACGCCAGCGCUCACGCCUGUGGCCGUCUCUGCCAGCUACCCAGAGGGGCUAAACCUUCGCAGUACGGAUCCUGGCUACGUGGCCAUGCUGCCAGGCGUGGCCGUGGGUACUGAGGACCGGGACUAUGUCCCCAUGACCCCCGGCAGUGUCUCGCCUCCCCAGGAAAGCGGGGGCUACAUGCUGAUGUCCCCCAGUGGGAGCUGCUCUCCAGAUGUGCCCAGCCAGUGGGGGCCCAACAGUGGGGAGGGCAAAUCUCUCAACAGCAGUGACUAUAUGAACAUGUCCCCUGUCAGCCGCUCAGCGUCCAGCACCCCGCCAGAGUAUAGCCCCCUGCCGGCCAUCCCUGGCGGCGCCCCUUUCUACUCCCUGCCACGCUCCUACAAGCAUGUCCCCAGGGUGAUUCCGUGCCCCUUCAACCCAGGGCGCCUUUCUUGCUCCUCUUCCACCAGCUCAGAAAGUCUGGAGGAGUCGGCUGGCGUCCCUGGCCGCUCGCUUAGCCUGUUCUUUGGCCUGUCCAGAGGCAGGCGGGAGGUGCCCGCUGCACCCAGGAGCCCCGGGGAAUACGUCAGCAUCGGGUACGGCCCCCGAGCUACCGCCGACUACGUCAGUAUGGACGUCCGGGCCCUGCCAGCAGAGUCCAGCAGGGGGGUGGCCAUGCCCGACAGCUAUGCAGAGAUGGCACCAGGUGCCCGUCUGGUGCGAGCGUGCCCUCAAGGGAGGCGGCGCCACUGUUCGGAGACGUUCCCAGAAGUGGAGAGGAGCGGGGCGCUGCCAUGUGAGGCGCAAACCGAACCGGGGCUGAACUACAUUGACCUCGACCUGGUGAACGAGACAGCCCCUGCCCUGUGCCCCUCUGCUGCCCCCGACCAGGCAGGGCUGCUCCAUAGCUAUGCCAGCAUCGACUUCCACCGCUCUGGGGAGCUCCGUGGAUGCAGGGGGGCAGACAGCGAGGGCGCAGAUUCCUGAUCCUGCCAGAAGGAACCGUCUUGCGGUCACUCAAGCUGGCCUUUGUGCUUGGUUUUGCACCGUAGCAAUUUUGCAUCCUGUUCUUUCUCCCCCUUGUCUGUCCUUGUGUUGCAGCCUCUUGAUGCCAAGUGCCUUGUGGGGGUUUCUGCGCCCUCCCCCAAACAAGGGAAGCCUCUGGAAUAGUGCCCUGCCCCACUUCCCACCAAAGAUGAGUGUGUGUUUAUUUGGGGGGGGGGAGCUCUCUGUGUGGGGCCACCUGCAAGCAGGCAUAGCUCCUUGGAUAUGCAGUCGGAUUUCGUUGGGGAAACGAAGAGUGUGUGAAUCCCAGAAAUAAUUUCUUGAUUUGGAAGCGCAGGGGGGGACACGAAACGGGGAGAGUGCUUUUUGAUGCUUGGGGAGGAGGCGGAGCCUUUCUGCACUCAUCUUGGGUUGGUGUCCUUUGUGAUCAAGUCCCCAUUUCAUCAGUCCCAUCAAAUAAAUACGCACACAGGCCGCCUCCCUCCCACGACUCAAGUGCCUGAGUUCACCCUCCUCAAGGCCCAACAAGCCCCCCCCCACUACAGCAGUUUGCAGAAAGAGCCCUAAGUGACUGCUCUAGGAGAAGAGUGCUGUGGGGGUAUGUUUUGGGGGACAAGCACCCCUUACUCAAAACUUCUUGCCCACCCUGUAAUGCCUAGCAAUUCCUCUUCUCUGCUAGCUGUUGGGAACUGGCUCCAUUUGCUUUUCUGAUAUCUGGAAAUAAAGAUUUUCAGUAUGGAA
Messenger RNA from Rhineura floridana, 4059 nucleotides. Its product is annotated as insulin receptor substrate 1-like. Gene Ontology annotation, molecular function: phosphatidylinositol 3-kinase binding; insulin receptor binding. Lineage: Eukaryota; Metazoa; Chordata; Lepidosauria; Squamata; Rhineuridae. The transcript has 4 exons. The coding region runs from base 1189 to 3300 and encodes 703 amino acids. Gene Ontology annotation, biological process: insulin receptor signaling pathway. Gene Ontology annotation, cellular component: cytosol; plasma membrane. The record is from RefSeq and is a predicted model, not a curated record.